AUGGAGGAAAAAACCAGGAAAAAACGGGAAAACUCCUCCAGUAUCUAUGAAACUACUUCUAGCAGUUCAGAUAAUGACAAUAGCUCUUCUUUACAGGUUGAUUUCGAGUUUUUUAACCCCCGUUUAGGCGAUUUAUAUACAUUAAGAACCCUCCUAAGGCAAUUAAUAGGCCCUGAUUCUGAUUCUAUAGAUAUAAACGGCCUAUCUGACUUAGUUAUAUGCCAGACGCUUGUUGGUUCAACUGUAAAAAUGGAUGGAAUUGAAGGAGAUCCUCUUGCUUUCUUAAGCGUCCUUAAUAUGAACUAUUAUUGUGAAAAAGAAUGUAUAAAAAGGAUUAAAUCGUAUAUUAUGACCAAGAUAUGCUCGGAGAAGGAGUUUUAUGAUUUUUUCUGUACUUGUUUUGAGGGGACAGGACCCAAUAUAGGCCUAAUUUUAUCAGAGCGCCUUAUUAAUAUGCCAAUACAAGUUGUGCCAGCUAUGUAUGAGAUGCUUUUUGAGGAGAUUCAAUGGGCGCAAGAUGAUAAGGAGCCAUAUAAUUUUGAGUAUUAUAUAAUUAUAUCAAGAAGUAGCCAAGAAAGAGUAGAUCAGAAGGGUUUGAAAAAGAGGCGAAGAAUGGCCGAGAGUAAGAAAAAGACGCUUUAUUUCCACCAAGAAGAUGAAAUAUUUAAAGAAAAAUCGUUGUAUUCAGUGACAUAUGAUUAUUCUCAAUGUAAGGGAUUGGAUGAUGUGUCAUAUGAUCGAAAUAAUGAAGCCCGACAUCAGGGUGAGAUAAUAAUGAUUUCAAAAGAGAAGCUGAAAGAAGCUAUAAAUGAAUUAAAAACGAUGAUUACUUGA
Messenger RNA from Pneumocystis carinii B80, 834 nucleotides. RefSeq lists its product as hypothetical. Gene Ontology annotation, cellular component: nucleus. The transcript has 3 exons. Bases 1 to 834 code for a protein of 277 amino acids. The record is from RefSeq and is a predicted model, not a curated record. NCBI's taxonomy places the organism in Eukaryota, Fungi, Ascomycota, Pneumocystomycetes, Pneumocystales, Pneumocystaceae.